UGAGACAGACUCAUGUAAAGAUGCGUCGGUGGACAAUAGAGGAACAAGACACUGAACGCUUUACCGUUAUAAAUGCCGCUGGUCCAGACAGUAUACUAAUUGAUUACAGCUGCCGGAGCGGAAGAUUAACGACUUAGUUGUCAGACGCAGGACCCUGUGCGGUGUUGUGGUUUGCUUUUGUGGGCUUCGUUGCUUUUGUUUUUUCCGGUCAGAGAAGUCGUUGCUUUAGACUGCUCGUUCGCUUCAAGUUGGAAAGCCAGUGUUAGCCCGGUUAGCUAUGUAAGCUCUUCAGCUGCUGGGACCCUUCUGUACGACAUCCAUGUAUUGAUAGCCCCGAACAAACGACCCGCCGAGGCCUAUCUCAAAUCUUUAAUUUCCACGAAAACAGUGCUCAUGCGUCACUGGGAUUUAAAUAGUAUUUUCGGGGGUAUAACGGGGCACUGACGAUCUGGCAUUGCAACACUGGAGUGUCGAGGCGGAGUGAGUUAGCCGUCAUGUAUUUCCUAACGGGCUGGCCCCGGAGGCUGCUUUGUCCACUGAGGAGUGAAGAGGAGCCCUUUCACAUCCAACCCAGCUCCCACAGGUUUUACUUCGCCGUGCUCUCAGAGACGCAGCUCAGUAUCUGGUACAGUCGGCCCAGUGUUUUGAUAGUCAGCUACAUCGAGUCUGCGAAGGCAGCAACCCAGUUUGGCUUCUACCAGAAGGCAGAAUGGAAACCAGACGACUCCAUGAUAGCUGUGGCAACUGCCAAAGGCUACAUCCUCCUGUUUGAUGUGCUGGGUGGAGGGGAUGACAAGUACCUCUAUGAGCCUGUCUACCCAAAAGGAAGUCCCCGUGUCAAGAUCAACCCAGGAUAUAAAGAGGAACAAGGUGCUCCAGCUCUGUCUCUAGAGAUGAAGAAGCCUGUGGAUCUGGAGUCUCCCAUCACCAGUUUGCAGUCCCUCCAGGAAGACUUGCUGGUGUGCACUGCAGACGGCUACCUCCAUGUGCUGCACUGGGACGGACUUGGCAGCAAUGGGCGCAAAGCCAUCUGUCUCACUACAAUCCCCUUCUCACUAGACCUGCAGACUGCCCGAGGUGGUCCCUCUCUAGACCUGGAGGGUGUUUAUAUCCGCUGCAUGGAGUACGGUAUGACCCUGGAUGGCUUCGCUGUGGUGCUAAGUGACGGACGUCUGGGCUUUAUCACACCGCUUAGCAACACUAUAACUGCUGAUCAGCUGCAGGGUGUCUGGGCAGCUGACGUGACUGACGGCACCUGUGUGGCUGUCAACAACAAGUACAGGCUGAUGGCCUUUGGCUGUGCCAGUGGCUCCGUCCUGGUUUACAUGAUAGACACCACGACAGGAUCCAUGCAGCUGUCCCACAAACUGGAGCUCACCCCAAAACACUACCCAGACAUCUAUAACAAAACAGGCCCAGUCAAGCUGAUCUGCUGGUCACCUGACUACAGUGUUGCCAUGGUUACAUGGGAGUGUGGCGGCCUCUCUCUGUGGAGUGUUUUUGGAGCUCACCUCAUCUGUACUCUCGGAGAGGACUUUGCAUAUCGUUCUGAUGGUACCAAGAAGGACCCUAUUAAAAUCAGCUCUAUGAGCUGGGGAGCAGAGGGCUAUCACCUGUGGGUGCUUCCUAAUAAACCAGAGAGGAGGAGGCAGGAGGAGCAGCCACACGAUCAGGAGGUGGAGAUGGAAACACUUCCUCCAUCUCCCUCCUUCCUGCAGGCCGGCAUACUGCAGUUCCACUUCAUCAAAAGCACCCUCACAGUCAACCCGUGCACAAGUAAUCAGGAGCAGGUGUUGCUCCAUGGUGAAGACCGCCUCUACCUGACCUGCGGUGACCCCACACAGGUCCACAGCACCUGUGACACACAUCCCCACACACACUUACACCCACGUGAUGGCAGCCCACUGCAGCAUCCCCCCAAUCCAAACUCCUCUCUCUCUCAGGGACUCAGCACUUUACUGGGACACAAGCACUGGCACAUUGUCCAGAUUCACAGCACAUACCUAGAAAGUAACUGGCCCAUACGGUUUGCAGCCAUAGACACAGCAGGCCAGUACAUGGCUGUAGCAGGGAGGCGGGGCUUUGCACACUACUCCUUAUUCACAAGGAAAUGGAAACUGUUUGGAAAUAUCACUCAGGAGCAGAACAUGACUGUGACAGGAGGUCUGGCUUGGUGGAAUGAUUUUGUGGUGGUGGCCUGUUACAGUUUCAUUGACCAGCAAGAGCAGUUGAGACUCUACCUGCGGUCAUCAAACCUGGACAACGCAUUUGCCUCUGUCACGAAGCUGCACUCAGACACCCUGCUGCUGAACGUCUUCAGAGAUAUGAUCAUCCUGUUCAGAGCUGACUGCUCUAUCUGUCUCUAUAGUAUAGAGAAGAGGAACGACAGUCCAAACCCAUUGGCUUCUGUGGAGUUACUUCAGGAGGUGUCCAUGUCUCGCUAUAUCCCUCACCCAGCCCUUGUUGUUUCUGUCACACUCACAUCUGUGCGUACAGAGACCGGCAUCACAUUGAAAGCCCAGCAGCAGGCCUGCACGGCAGAGAGCAUCAUGUUAAAUCUGGCUGGCCAGUUAAUCAUGCUACAGAGGGACCGUUCAGGGCCACAGGUACGAGAGAAGGAGACCCCUGCCAACAGCAAGAAGCUGCUACCAUUUUGUCCUCCAGUGGUGCUGGCUCAGUGUGUGGAGAAUGUGUGGACCACCUGUCGCUCCAAUAGGAAGAAGCGCCACCUACUGGAGGCCCUCUGGUUAUCCUGUGGCGAGGCAGGCAUGAAAGUGUGGCUGCCGCUGUUUCCCAGAGACCACCGCAAGCCACACUCCUUCCUGUCCAGACGCAUCAUGCUGCCCUUCCACAUUAACAUCUACCCACUUGCUGUGCUGUUUGAGGAUGCCCUGGUGCUGGGGGCCACUAAUGAGACUGUGCUGUACGAUGGGCUGCAGGGUUCCUCUGAGCCACUGGAAGCACUGUUUCCCUACUGCACUGUGGAGAGGACCUCCCAGAUUUACCUCCACCACAUCCUGAGGCAGCUGCUGGUUCGCAACCUGGGUGAACAGGCUCUGAUGCUAGCUCAGUCGUGUGCGUCUCUCCCCUACUUCCCCCACGUCAUGGAACUGAUGGUUCAUGUGGUGCUGGAAGAAGAAGCUACAUCACGGGAGCCCAUCCCAGACCCUCUGCUGCCCACUGUGGCCAAGUUCAUCACUGAGUUCCCUCUGUUUCUCCAAACCAUCGUUCACUGUGCCAGGAAGACUGAGUAUGCCCUGUGGAACUACCUGUUUGCAGCAGUGGGAAACCCCAAGGAUCUGUUUGAGGAGUGUCUCAUGGCUCAAGAUCUAGACACAGCUGCUUCCUAUCUGAUCAUACUGCAGAACAUGGAGGUACCAGCGGUGAGCAGACAACAUGCCACUCUACUCUUUAACACAGCUCUUGAACAGGGCAAGUGGGACCUCUGCCGGCACAUGAUCCGAUUCCUCAAAGCCAUCGGCUCUGGGGAGAUGGAGACUCCACCCCCAACUCCUUCCACUCAGGAACCCAGCUCAACCGGGGGUUUUGAGUUCUUUAGACAUCGGAGUAUCAGUUUGUCUCAGUCUGCAGACUCCAUUGCUGUGGGCAAGUUCAAUCUGCAAAAGACAUUAAGUAUGCCCACUGGACCCUCUGUUAAAGGUCGGGAUGUGGAGUGUGCAGAGAACAUGUAUAUUGACAUGAUGCUUUGGCGUCAUGCCCGUCACCUGCUGGAGCAGGUACGCCUUCGUGACCUGGGAUGCUUCUCUGCUCAGCUGGGCUUUGAGCUCAUUGGUUGGCUGUGUCGCGAACGAAACCGUGUGGCCCGGGUUGACGACUUCGUUUCAGCAUUAAAAAAACUCCAUAAAGACUUCCUCUGGCCUUUCCCAGUUAUCCCUGUGGGAAGCCUCAGCUCACCACUGAGGAAUGGAAGGUGUCGCACAGUACUCAGCACUCGGCUAUUGAAGUCGCAGUCUGCUGACAGCUUGUUGAAUAGUGACAUGGACACGGCGCCCCCUCAGGCCACUCCCAGCAACCACAUCUGGCUUGACGGGAUUGGGCAGAGGAGCAAAGACAUGGACACAGCCUCAUCCGCUCCCUCCAACCAAAACUCACCACAGACAUAUGACGCCUUCCUGUCAUUACUCACUAAUAAAGUGGAGGAGUACAGUAUUGGCUCAGCUACAGACCUGACUGAGACCAGCUCAGUGGUAGACGGUGACUGGACAAUGGUGGACGAAAACUCCUCCACUUUGAGCCUGAGUCAGGCUGAGCUGGAGCACAUCUCCAUGGAAUUAGCCAAUAAAGGUCCACACAAGUCCCAGGUGCAGCUCAGGUACCUCCUCCACAUUUUCAUGGAGGCAGGCUGUCUGGAGUGGUGCGUAGUCAUUGGUUUGAUUCUGCGGGAUGCCAGUGUCAUCAAGCAGGUGAUCAGCUUCCUGGACAGCCCUGAAGUUCCUCCAGAAACAGUGCAGAGUGUCCAGAACGGCCUACUGGCUGUUGAUGCAUGGGCUUCUACUGACUGCCAGGGAUACAAACCGUUUCUGAACCUGAUCCAGCCACAGCUGCAGCAGCUCAUGGAGUCAACAGCUGAGCAGGUGCAGCCCGAGGCCUUCCAGCCCAUCAGUCCCAACUCCAAGCUGGGUGGCUCAGAGGGGCUGGGGGGCACUCCGUUGACGCGGCCCGAGGACAGUAGAGGAGUGGUGUCUCCACUGGGCCUGGCCCUGCCUUCCCUGGAACCUGCGGGAGGGUUUUCCCGACCUCCAUCUGAGGACUGUCCAGCUGAACAGACAGAGGAGCAGGGAGAGGAGGAGGGGGCUUACGACUGCACCUUGUCCUGAACUGUCCUGGACCCUCUACAGAAGCAGAUGCUGACUGGAAAUGUACUUUAUUUUAGUGUGUGUGUGUGUGUGUGUGUGUGUGUGUGUGUGUGUGUGUGCACAGAAAGUACCUUUCCUGCAGGUUGUUACUUCAGUCAGUAUUAGCCACUCUUGUGUUGACUAUAGAGACCUGUGGUCACAGAGGGAUAAACCACAGCACAACCAGCAGCAGGCUGCAGUGCCAUUCAUUCAUAUGUCUGUGUCUACAUGUUCUUCUGGAGACAAAGGUUUGGACUUCUUCACAUCUGGCUGUAGUUUCAAAUGUCUUUGGCAAAUUCAGCUGGAUGUAGGGCCAGGCAAUAUGGCUUAAAGGUCCAAAUCAGGUAUCAAUAAUCAUCGUGAUAAAUGUGAAGUGUCAUUAUUUCUUUUAAGUUGAAAGAGUAAUUUUUGAGCCUGAAUGAAACCCAGAGUUAUUCAGUGGUUUUAAAUGAUUUGUAAAACACAAAGCAACACUGAAAAUAAAAAAUGCAGUGCGACAAAACAAUAUAAGAGACAUAUCAAGAUGAAAACAACAUGAAUGAAGUAACAAAAAAAAACAUGAGGCAAAAAUGUUGUAAGACGUAUCAAGAAAAACAAUGAAAAAGGCAGCAUAAAACAGCAAACAAGCCAAAAUCAAUGUAAAAGAUAAAAAAAACCAUGUGAAAGUACACUGUAGUCCCUCUACUUGUUCUUCACAAGAUGCGAGCACUUUUUCUGUCCUCAGUCCAGAUCACUGUCGACACGUCCUCUGGUUAAAAACAUCUGAUCAUGGCAUCAUGCUACGUCUCAAAGUUAAAUGUUAAAAAAAGCUCUAGUCAUGAACCAUCCACAAGAUUGCAGGAUGUGCUGCGGUGUGUCACACAAGGUGUUUCAUAUUUUCAUACCUCACAAUUUAAAACUUUUUUGUGAUAACCUUUUUUCAGUUACGGUGUACAAGAUAAUUUUUCUCAGUGAUACUGUGUCCGUCUCGAGUCUGAGCCAGUCACUUACCAGACGUCCAGACAGACUGAGCAGAUCAGAGAUGAACUGGACAGAUUUAGAGGCUGCAGUGCAGUGACAGGGUUUCAAACAAAAGGACACUUGCAACAAAAAAAACUUUAGGAUGAUUUACGCAGCUUUUUAACACAGCUUCAUUUUGAGAGCUCUGACAUGAGAGCCACAGGUGUGUGUUAGCCAUCCAACAAUGGAAACAUGUUAUCUUUUCUUAUUGCUACUUUCUCAUUGAUCAAUAUGAAAGUAUCACUUUAAAUUGUGAAUGAACCUGAUGUCAUCCUGGCCUUGGCUGUGCUUCGAUCGUCCACUCCCGCAUUCCCAGUCAGUCUCCCUGUAACAUAAGUAUCACAAUGCUACAGAUGACAGAAUUUCACCAUUUGUGUGUGAAUCUAACACAUUAUAUUGUGUCCAUGUGUGUGUUGAGAUUUCAUCCCACAGAGCUCAUUUUAUUGUAUUGCUUAUCUUAUUUAUUGACCUGCUCUAGCUGAGUGCUCCUUUCUGAGUGGUGACAUGCUCCCCUGCUUUAGUUAAUCCAACGUGUGUAUUGGCUCCAAGCACUAAAAGGUGUAUCACAUAUAUGUCAGUAUUAUAUUGUGCAAUGUAUUGAAAUGUUACUCAGCUUUAUUUUUGUGUUGCUCAGUUUUUACCACUUUAUGUUUGUUUUUCUUCCCCUGAUCUGAUUUGCUUGCUUUUACUUUUCCUCAUAGACCAAAUUCUAUUUUCUAAAUGAAUUGUUCAUUUGUCUGUUUGUACAAGAUGAGCUCAGUGUUGGUACAGAUGAAAUUAUUUAGAUUUUUUUUAAUGAAUUGUCUGUAUUGUUUGAGUACUUGCUACUCAAGAAAGGGCAAAAAAGAAACCAAGCCCAGGGCCCUGUGUUGCUGUGGGUUCAUGUACCGGUGGCGACUCAGAACGAGCCUACAGCUCCACUACGCUGCUCCGCUGUAAGCUUUACUUGACUUGAAAAUAAUUUGAACUUUGACAAAACCAAAGACUUUUUCGUCCAGAGGCCUUGUGUUUUGCUUUGACCGAGCGCUUGAGUCCUUAUGCAGAGGGAGCAAAACCUCACACACACACACACUCUGUCACACUCUUCUCAGCAAAACAACCAUUGAAGCUUCAAACUGGUGAUGGCGCGUAAGACAAUUUCCUACGGAAAUGUAUCUUUUUCUGUUAGUUCUUCUUUGUAUGUGAGCAGGCCAGUGUGUCCCAUCCUCAUGUACAAUUUUAAAGUAUCGCCUUUUCCAUGACUCACAGGAGCAAGCAGACAUCCUCAAUGCAGUGUAAAGAUAUUCUCUUGUACAAUUGUCUUUUCUACUUAUGUGUGGUUUUUCUACUCAUUUUUUUCCCUUGUACAUAAAAGAUCAAUAAAUUAUUUUUAAAAAUGA
Sphaeramia orbicularis (orbiculate cardinalfish) is the source of this 7234-nucleotide messenger RNA. RefSeq names its product RIC1 homolog, RAB6A GEF complex partner 1 (gene ric1). NCBI's taxonomy places the organism in Eukaryota, Metazoa, Chordata, Actinopteri, Kurtiformes, Apogonidae. Gene Ontology annotation, molecular function: protein binding. Gene Ontology annotation, cellular component: Ric1-Rgp1 guanyl-nucleotide exchange factor complex; cytosol; Golgi membrane. The coding region runs from base 495 to 4838 and encodes 1447 amino acids. The record is from RefSeq and is a predicted model, not a curated record. The transcript is spliced from 27 exons. Gene Ontology annotation, biological process: retrograde transport, endosome to Golgi; intracellular protein transport.